AUGUAUAGCCAUGUAUUGCCAUGUAUAGCCAUGUAUUACCACGUAUACCCAUGUAUAGCCAUGUAUAACCAUGUAUUGCCAUGUAUACCCAUGUAUAGCCAUGUAUACCCAUGUAUAGCCAUGUAUUGCCAUGUAUUACCAUGUAUUGCCAUGUAUUCCCAUGUAUCACCAUGUAUUACCAUGUAUAGCCAUGUAUAGCCAUGUAUAGCCAUGUAUUGCCAUGUAUUACCAUGUGUUGCCAUGUAUUACCAUGUAUCACCAUCUAUUACCAUGUAUAGCCAUGUAUAGCCAUGUAUAGCAAUGUAUUGUCAUGUAUAGCCAUGUAUUACCACGUAUACCCAUGUAUAGCUAUGUAUAGCCAUGUAUUGCCAUGUAUACCUAUGUAUAGCCAUGUAUACCCAUGUAUAGCCAUGUAUUGCCAUGUAUUACCAUGUAUUGCCAUGUAUUACCAUGUAUCACCAUGUAUUACCAUGUAUAGCCAAGUAUAGCCAUGUAUAGCCAUGCAUUACCAUGUAUCACCAUGUAUUACCAUGUAUAGCAAUGUAUAGCCAUGUAUUACCAUGUAUCAUCAUGUAUUGCCAUAUAUACCCAUGUACAGCCAUACAUGCCUAUGUAUAGCCAUGUAUAGCCAUGUAUAGCCAUGUAUUGCCAUGUAUUACCAUGUAUUGCCAUGUAUUACCAUGUAUCACCAUGUAUUACCAUGUAUAGCCAUGUAUAGCCAUGUAUAGCCAUCUAUUACCAUGUAUCACCAUGUAUUACCAUGUAUAGCAAUGUAUAGCCAUGUAUAGCCAUGUAUAGCCAUGUAAUGUCAAGUAUAGCCAUGUAUAGCCAUUUAUAGCCAUGUAUCACCAUGUAUUACCAUGUAUUACCAUGUAUAGCCAUGUAUAGCCAUGUAAUGUCAUGUAUAGCCAUGUAUUGCCAUGUAUACCCAUGUAUAGCCAUGUAUACCCAUGUAUAGCCAUGUAUUGCCAUGUAUUACCAUGUAUUGCCAUGUAUUACCAUGUAUCACCAUGUAUUACCAUGUAUAGCCAUGUAUAGCCAUGUAUAGCCAUGUAUUACCAUGUAUCACCAUGUAUUACCAUGUAUAGCAAUGUAUAGCCAUGUAUAGCCAUGUAUAGCCAUGUAAUGUCAUGUAUAGCCAUGUAUUACCAUGUAUCACCAUGUAUUGCCAUGUAUACCCAUGUAUAGCCAUGUAUACCUAUGUAUAGCCACAUAUACCCAUGUAUAGCCAUGUACUGCCAUGUAUAGCCAUGUAUUGCCAUGUAUACCCAUGUAUAGCCAUGUAUAGCCAUGUAUAGCCAUGUAUUGCCAUGUAUUACCAUGUAUUGCCAUGUAUUACCAUGUAUCACCAUGUAUUACCAUGUAUAGCCAUGUAUAGCCAUGUAUAGCCAUGUAUAGCCAUGUAUAGCCAUGUAUUGCCAUGUAUAGCCAUAUAUUACCACGUAUACCCAUGUAUAGCCAUGUAUAGCCAUGUAUAGCCAUGUAAUGUCAUGUAUAGCCAUGUAUAGCCAUUUAUAGCCAUGUAUUACCAUGUAUCACCAUGUAUUACCAUGUAUAGCCAUGUAUAGCCAUGUAAUGUCAUGUAUAGCCAUGUAUUACCAUGUAUCACCAUGUAUUACCAUGUAUCACCAUGUAUUGCCAUGUAUACCCAUACAUAGCCAUGUAUAGCCAUGUAUUGCCAUGUAUUACCAUGUAUUGCCAUGUAUUACCAUGUAUCACCAUGUAUUACCAUGUAUAGCCAUGUAUAGCCAUGUAUAGCCAUGUAUUGCCAUGUAUUACCAUGUAUUGCCAUGUAUUACCAUGUAUUGCCAUGUAUUACCAUGUAUCACCAUGUAUUACCAUGUAUAGCCAUGUAUAGCCAUGUAUAGCCAUGUAUAGCCAUGUAUAGCCAUGUAUAGCCAUGUAUAGCCAUGUAUUGCCAUGUAUUACCAUGUAUACCCAUGUAUAGCCAUGUAUAGCCAUGUAUAGCCAUGUAAUGUCAUGUAUAGCCAUCUAUAGCCAUUUAUAGCCAUGUAUUACCAUGUAUCACCAUGUAUUACCAUGUAUAGCCAUGUAUAGCCAUGUAAUGUCAUGUAUAGCCAUGUAUUACAAUGUAUCACCAUGUAUUACCAUGUAUCACCAUGUAUUGCCAUGUAUACCCAUACAUAGCCAUGUAUAGCCAUGUAUUGCCAUGUAUUACCAUGUAUUGCCAUGUAUUACCAUGUAUCACCAUGUAUUACCAUGUAUAGCCAUGUAUAGCCAUGUAUAGCCAUGUAUUGCCAUGUAUUACCAUGUAUUGCCAUGUAUUACCAUGUAUCACCAUGUAUUACCAUGUAUAGCCAUGUAUAGCCAUGUAUAGCCAUGUAUAGCCAUGUAUAGCCAUGUAUUACCAUGUAUAGCCAUGUAUAGCCAUGUAUUACCAUGUACAGCCAUGUAUUACCAUGUAUAGCCAUGUAUAGCCAUGUAUUACCAUGUAUCACCAUGUAUUGUCAUGUAUUACCAUGUAUUAUUAUGUAUCACCAUGUAUUACCAUGUAUAGCCAUGUAUAGCCAUUUAUAGCCAUGUAUUACCAUGUAUCACCAUGUAUUACCAUGUAUAGCAAUGUAUAGCCAUGUAUAGCCAUUUAUAGCCAAGUAUUCCCAUGUAUCACCAUGUAUUACCAUGUAUAGCAAUGUAUAGCCAUAGCCAUGUAUAGCCAUGUAAAGCCAUGUAAUGUCAUGUAUAGCCAUGUAUUACCAUGUAUCACCAUGUAUUGCCAUGUAUACCCAUGUAUAGCUAUGUAUAGCCAUGUAUUGCCAUGUAUACCCAUGUAUAGCCAUGUAUUGCCGUGUAUAGCCAUGUAUUGCCAUGUAUACCCAUAUAUUGCCAUGUAUAGCCAUGUAUUGCCAUGUAUACCCAUGUAUAGCCAUGUAUACCCAUGUAUAGCCAUGUAUUGCCAUGUAUUACCAUGUAUUGCCAUGUAUGACCAUGUAUCACCAUGUAUUACCAUGUAUAGCCAUGUAUAGCCAUGUAUAGCCAUGUAUAGCCACGUAUUACCAUGUAUCACCAUGUAUUACCAUGUAUAGCAAUGUUUAGCCAUGUAUAGCCAUGUAAUGUCAUGUAUAGCCAUGUAUUACCAUGUAUCACCAUGUAUUGCCAUGUAUACCCAUGUAUAGCCAUGUAUACCUAUGUAUAGCCAUGUAUACCCAUGUAUAGCCAUGUAUUGCCAUGUAUAGCCAUGUAUUGCCAUGUAUAGCCAUGUAUAGCCAUGUAUAGCCGCGUAUUGCCAUGUAUUACCAUGUAUUGCCAUGUAUUACCAUGUAUCACCAUGUAUUACCAUGUAUAGCCAUGUAUAGCCAUGUAUAGCCAUGUAUAGCCAUGUAUAGCCAUGUAUAGCCAUGUAUAGCCAUGUAUUGCCAUGUAUUACCACGUAUACCCAUGUAUAGCCAUGUAUAGCCAUGUAUAGCCAUGUAAUGUCAUGUAUAGCCAUCUAUAGCCAUUUAUAGCCAUGUAUUACCAUGUAUCACCAUGUAUUACCAUGUAUAGCCAUGUAUAGCCAUGUAAUGUCAUGUAUAGCCAUGUAUUACCAUGUAUCACCAUGUAUUACCAUGUAUCACCAUGUAUUGCCAUGUAUACCCAUACAUAGCCAUGUAUAGCCAUGUAUUGCCAUGUAUUACCAUGUAUUGCCAUGUAUUACCAUGUAUCACCAUGUAUUACCAUGUAUAGCCAUGUAUAGCCAUGUAUAGCCAUGUAUAGCCAUGUAUUACCAUGUAUAGCCAUGUAUAGCCAUGUAUUACCAUGUACAGCCAUGUAUUACCAUGUAUAGCCAUGUAUAGCCAUGUAUUACCAUGUAUCACCAUGUAUUGUCAUGUAUUACCAUGUAUUAUUAUGUAUCACCAUGUAUUACCAUGUAUAGCCAUGUAUAGCCAUUUAUAGCCAUGUAUUACCAUGUAUCACCAUGUAUUACCAUGUAUAGCAAUGUAUAGCCAUGUAUAGCCAUUUAUAGCCAAGUAUUACCAUGUAUCACCAUGUAUUACCAUGUAUAGCAAUGUAUAGCCAUAGCCAUGUAUAGCCAUGUAUAGCCAUGUAAUGUCAUGUAUAGCCAUGUAUUACCAUGUAUCACCAUGUAUUGCCAUGUAUACCCAUGUAUAGCUAUGUAUAGCCAUGUAUUGCCAUGUAUACCCAUGUAUAGCCAUGUAUUGCCGUGUAUAGCCAUGUAUUGCCAUGUAUACCCAUGUAUUGCCAUGUAUAGCCAUGUAUUGCCAUGUAUACCCAUGUAUAGCCAUGUAUUGCCAUGUAUUACCAUGUAUUGCCAUGUAUGA
This is a messenger RNA of Porites lobata, 4280 nucleotides long. Lineage: Eukaryota; Metazoa; Cnidaria; Anthozoa; Scleractinia; Poritidae. The record is from the annotation of a GenBank genome assembly.